AUUGCUUAUCUCCCUUAUUACAGACGACUUCCCAUUUUUUCUGACUAAAAAUUCAGAAAUGUCUUGAUUUGUUAAAGAUAGCGAACUGAUCUGCAUCUGUAAUCCUAAAUGAUGUGCUAAUCUACCUACUCCAAAUAACCAUGUCAUUCGAAGAAUUAGAACAGGAACCAUUCAAUGCGCAUGAAUUUGUCGAAAGAUUGGCAUGGAAAGUCAUUGGAAAAAAAUCCAAAAAUAGCUAUGAAAAUUUUGACCCCUGGUCUUUGCAUUCAGCAUUUGAAGAUGUUAUAAAAAAUCUAGAGGAGAAAAAUAAGCAGAUAGAGAGGAAUAUUGAAAAGUUGGAGCAGUCUUGUAAAGAUGAAGAAAAGAAGCACUGGCAAAGAGUGGCUGACCUACAAAGAAAAAAUCAGUCAUCAUAUUCCCACUUUCAAUCUCUUGAUGAAAGAAUAAACUUAGUGGCAACCAAAGUUGUUCACUUAGGAGACCAACUUGAAGGAGUGAACACCCCGAGAGCUCGAGCUGUCGAGGCUCAAAGACUCAUGAACUACUUAGAUGAGUUCAUGUCAGAUGAACCUCCCAAGUCAGCUGUUUUUACUGAUCCUUUUCAGUUGCAACUGGCCGCUGAUAUCAUUCAGAAAUUAUACCAAAUUGCACUGGAACUACCUGCUAAUGAUAAAUUUGACAGAGCUCGUAAAAAGAUAUGGGACAAAUACAACUAUGUGGAGUCAGAACUGAUCACAGAAUUCAAAAAUGCCCAUUCUGAUGGAGAUAAAAGAAAAAUGAAAAAAGUAGCUGCUGUGCUAUCCAACUUCAAGGGUUAUGGACAGUGCAUAGAGACCUUCAUCACUGAGUCUCAGCUUGGGGCAUACCUGAGGCCGGAUCCGUUUGAUGAUGUCCUCCCCCUGUGUACACGGUCCAGUGAGGUGAUCGCUGAGGUGUUCAGUAACCCAGACACAGUGAUGGCCAAACUCGUACAGAACAUAUUCCAUGGCAAACUUCAGAGUCACAUUUCUUCCCGACUGGAUCAUUUAGAGGACCCAGAAGAAUAUCUUGUACAACUUUACAAGUUGUAUACCAGGACAGUGAAGUUGUCUGAAGAAUUGUCACAUUUUAAGAUGGGCAGUGACAGUCUAUUUCUCACCAAACUAACCAAACAAAUCUUUGCAAAACAUCUGGAAGCUUAUAUUGGGUCUGAAACAAAAUAUCUGAAGGAGAGGUGUUCAGCUCAUUUACAGAGAUACUAUGAGGACAAUAAUCAUAUUAAAAAACAGAUUCAGUCUGGGGGCUUGGUGGAUUUUAAGAGAGACCUUCAGGCAAAGAUUGGCACCCUUACAAAAGCUAACGUAAACAUCGGUCCAGCGGUAGAGAAUUACGGUGGAGAGACAUUUCUAUCCCAGGAAGUGACCAUAAGCCUUCUACAGGAGGCCAAGAAUGCAUUCAAGCGCUGCCAUGUGCUGUCCAGUAGUUCAGACAUGCCUAGCAAUGCUGUGCAGGUGUUGGACGUCUUGAUCCAGUAUUUGGUUGUUGAACACAUUGAUUAUGCAGUUGAAUUAGGAUUACAAGCUAUUCCUCUACCUGACCCUAGGACUCCCCCUCAGGUGUACUUCUUUGAUGUGGUCGGCCAGGCCAAUACCCUGUUUCACCUGUUUGAGAAACAGUUCAUGGACUCUCUGGUCCCUCUUGUCAUAUCCUCACCCAGACACAGUGAAUGCCUGCAAAAGAAGCGAGAUUUACGAGACCAGCUGGAGAGUAAGAUUGACAAUGGACUGGAUCGGACGUUGACCGCCAUUACAGGCUAUGUUAAGUUUCUUUUAGCUGCGGAGCAGAAGAAAACAGACUUUAAACCAGAUGAUGAUAGUGCCAUGCUGGCUAUGGUGUCACCAGCUUGUUCAAAAGUGGUCAAGUUUAUCUAUGGAAUACACAAGAACAUCCGUGACAGCCUGGACGGGAAGAACAUAGAUGUUGUCCUGUCAGAGCUAGGGGUCAGGCUGCAUAGAGUGCUCUUUGAACAUCUACAGCAAUUUCAGUAUAAUUCACUUGGUGCCAUGUUGGUGAUUUGCGAUGUCAAUGAAUACAGAAAGUGUAUGAAGGAAUUCAAGAUCCCAGUUGUUUCCGAUCUGUUUGAGAAACUCCACGCUCUGUGUAAUCUUCUGGUGGUCGUUCCUGAAAAUCUCAAGGAAGUGUGUAGUGGGGAAACAUUGACUGGAUUAGACAAGUCCGUUUUACAGGCUUUUAUUCAGCUGAGAACAGAUUACAAAACAUCAAAGAUAGCCAUGAUGUUGAAAUGAGGAAAAAAUAACAGAAAACCUUGAAUGUUUUGAGUCAUUGAGAAAGACAAUUUCUAUUAUAUUUUAAAAAAUUAAUAAAUAUAUGAAGAUUUUAUCAUGAGUACAGUAGAUGCUGUAUGUGCAUGUUUUGAUCUUGAUUUACUGGUAGCUUGAAUUUCUAAUUUGUUUUCUCAGAGCUUUGUACAACUUUAAGAAAAUAUUCAGAAUCAAAAUUCAUUGUUGGACUGUUCAUGUUAUAAUAUUUUUAUACACCAGUUGAAGUGAAAAGUAAAUACACCCAAGUAUCAUUUAUUAAGGGAGAUAUCCCUACUGAUCUGACAGACAAUUCCCGCAGAGAUAAGUUUAUAAGAGAAUUCCAAAAUUCUGUCAAUUUUUACCCUAUAGCGCAUUGUGAAAUCGAAUGCAAUUCAACAUAUUGCAGUUAAGAUUUCUUUUGGGAAAUCAUUAUCACUUGAACUAAGAUUUUACACCAAAUGACAAAGAAGUAUUUACAUUCAAUUUGAAAUGAUCUUUAUGCACAGUCAUCAUUACUACUGUAAUUGUUUUUGAUUUAUACUACAAUGGAUAUUUUGUGUGGAGAGAGAGAGAGAGAGAGAGAGAGAGAGAGAGAGAGAGAGAGAGAGAGAGAGAGAGAGAUGCUUCUAAACCUUUACAGAUGUUUGAUUAUUGUUGUAUAUGCUUUGAUGUGCAAUAUUUAUGAAUAGUACUUACCAUAUACCUAUACAUGUUAAUUGAAGGUCUGAAAUAAAACUUGAAAAAAUAUG
Messenger RNA from Magallana angulata, 3049 nucleotides. Its product is annotated as exocyst complex component 5-like. Gene Ontology annotation, biological process: exocytosis; Golgi to plasma membrane transport. The record is from RefSeq and is a predicted model, not a curated record. The coding region runs from base 141 to 2285 and encodes 714 amino acids. Gene Ontology annotation, cellular component: cytoplasm; exocyst. NCBI's taxonomy places the organism in Eukaryota, Metazoa, Mollusca, Bivalvia, Ostreida, Ostreidae. The transcript is spliced from 17 exons.